GUCCCCCCCCCCCCGGUCCUGGUUCUCAGAGUCCCCUCUCAUCCAUGGGGUGGAUCCUCCCACUCCUGAUCCUCGAGUGUUCUCGGUGUGAGUCCUCCUAUACCUGCUUCCUGCGAAUCCCUGGUUCGAGUCCUCCCAUCCCUUCCCUGCUCAUCCCUAGUGUGCGUCCUCCACGGUUCUCUCUCUCCAAACCCCACUGGCUUUCUCGAUCCCCAGGGCCUACAGCUUGCCCAAGGGUGGGCAGGUAGCUCCAGGAGCCACAGCACUGGAAAUGAAUGAUGCGGGGUUUUGCUCAUUGGGAUACACAGGUUACUGGCAUCCAGCGUCUCUGGGGACCCCUGCGACCUAACUUCGUAACUGGAAAAAGUUUCCUCUGGCAGUGCACACGGGUUUGUGACGCUGCAUUAUUGCGUUAGUGCAGGGCUGGCGCUGUUACUCCUGUGGUUGUGGUAUUUCUUGAUCAUCCCCGAGGUUUGCUUUGUUGUAUUAUACACUUAACGGUUUUGCCUUCUAGUUUUUAUUGUGUAACUUUUAUCUCGAUAAAAAUGACCCUCGGAUAUCUAAGAAAUUAGCAACUGUCUUAAAAAUUUACAGAAGCAAUUGAACGAGUAAUAUAGGGCAGUGAGGAGUGGUCUUAGUUCCGAGACGGGGAACUGCUCUUGUUUCCUUCUCUUUCCCGAUUGUCUUGAAUGAUGGCUGUGGAGGACUUGUUUGAAACAGGAAACCCCUGUACUAAUGUGGAAUGUGGUGUGCUGCCCAUGCGCAGUGCUUUCUGAACCGCACAGUUCCCUAGCAAGCCAGAAUUGGGUAGGAUGGUACAGGAGUCGAAUAGAAACCCACCCAGAGUAUCAGUCCGCCACGUUCCCCAACCUGGAUAGGCGUAAGUGAUGUAGUCUGUGGAUCUUAGUACAGUCUACUGACUGUAGCUAGUCAUGAAAUAUUGUGCACAUCAGUGAGACUGAGUCUCAACGGUUUUCAUUUUUUUAAUGGCAUGUAUCUGGGGUGAGGAGUAAGUUAAUUAGCUUUAUUUCAUCAUUCCAUAUUUCAUUUAAAAAAACAACAGAACAAUGGGGCUGGCGCCAUGGCUCAGCAGGUGACAGGUGCUUCAUGUGCAGAGGGCCCAGGUUCAGUGCCCAGGGCCCAUAGCUGUGCUAUACCUGCCUCUAACUCCAGCUUCAGGGGAUCCAGUGCCUCUGGGUGCCGACACUCGGGUGCACAUACCUGUCCCUCCCCACGUGUGCGUAAUUAAAAUAAUAAAAACAAGUCUUUAAAAAAUGAAAAUGGUUCAAAAGUCAGACUGCACGAUGACCGUGUGCCCUUUUAAUGUCUGCAUGUAAUUUGUCGGUGUAUAAAUUGAUGAGCCGUUCCACUCCCCCCUUUUCAGUAACAGACCGGGCUCGCUGGCAUCAGAACUUCUCUUGCUGGCCGUUCCCUUAAACACCACUGUUUGCAACCUUUUCUGUCGUGGAAUGGAACUGAGUUUCCAAGUAUUUUGAAUCAGAUUUUGACUUCUGCUGGUACAAAGUGAACCACAUACAUACACACAUGAGGCUGUUUGAAGUAGGUGCCUCUUAAGGCUUUUAUUGGAAUAUUUAAAAGGGCUGAAGAGGUGGCUCGGUGGGUACAGAGCUAAGCCUGAGGACCUGAGUUCAAAUCCCCCCAAACCUGUGUAAAACUCUCGUCUCAGCCCUCCUACUGGGGGAGGGGAGGCAGAGACAAGAGACUCCCCAGAAGCUAGUCUCUUCUAUGGGGCAGGGAAAAAAAUGAAAAAGCAAGAGACCCUGUUUUCGACAAGGUGAAAGACCAGGACACACACCCGACACUGUCCUCUGACCUCCCCAGGCCCUGGGGCACGUGUCUGCCAACAUUUCACACACACAUUUGUUUGCUCAAAGAUAAGAAAUGUUUAAAAGUUAAAAGUCCACCAUUGUUAUCUAGAAGUAGGUAUUGGUUCAUCAUGAUUUGAUGAUUUGACCAUCAAGCUGAUGAAGCACUGUUCAGUACUUGGAAUCGGCAUUCCGAAGACAUUUCUAGUUCCACACUUGGAGAAUUAAAAUUAUUAUGAAAUCAAUAACAACUUUUCAAUCUUCUCAGGACAUGGAGUAGACAGUUUCCCUCAGGAAUAUGACUGGACACUGCCUGGUUCAGUGUUUUAUUCUAAGCACAUGAGCCCAGCCUGCUGCCCAGAAACCACACGCAGCCCAGGACAGACAGCCAUGAAUACAGCUCAGCACUGUGUAGAAGAUGCUGUUAGAAGGUUGCACACUUCUGAGUCCAUGCCUCCUUGCGCCCCAAGGAAAACGAACUAUAGAACGUUUGUGCUGUGGCUUCUGGAGGAGAAAGUGGUUGGGAUCUGUGGAAGCGUGCAGCAUUGUGAUGACAUACAGGGUAGUUCCAGCGACAGGGCGGGCUUCAUUUCAGUCCUGACACUGAGGAGGGCAAAUAUAGCUUUGCAUGUGGCCACUUGUAUGUGGUGUUUUCUGAACUGGGGGCGGAGAGUGUUCUGCCCACCACCAUGAAGUUGCUGUGAUCAGGCCAGCUUUUGGCCUCUGUUUUUCAGGUCUGUGAAGCCUGACAACUAAAGUCUGUGGUGCCUUCAUUGUGUAGACAGCCAUGGAGACACUCUAAUGUCCCUUGAUUGCUCUCCUGUCCUGAGAAGCUGUAAGGAAUCCACAGUGCCCAGCAGAUGAGGGCAUUGAGCAUUUGCUGUGGUGGUUCCUGGAAAAUAAAAAUUAAUUUUGUGGCCCACAGUGUAAUCCUUCUGGACAAGGCUGCUGCAAGGCUUGUAUUUAUUUUGUAAAAGAUGGAGCGAGAGCCAGAAAAUGGAGAACCUGCUGAGAUUAAGAUCAUCAAGGAAGCAUACGAGAAGGCCUUCUUGUUUGUUAAUAAAGGACUGAACACAGAUGAGUUAGGCCAGAAGGACGAAGCAAAGAACUACUACAAGCAAGGAAUAGGACACCUGCUUAGGGGCAUCAGCAUCGCGGCCGCAGAGCCAGGGUGCACAGGCCCUGCCUGGGAGUCUGCCCGACAGAUGCAGCAGAAAAUGAAGGAAACACUUCAGAACGUCCGCACCAGGCUAGAGAUCCUAGAGAAGGGCCUUGCCACAUCUCUACGGAAUGACCUUCAGGAUGUGCCCAAGUUAUACCCAGAGUUCCCUCCUAAAGACACAUGCAAGAAGUUCCCAGAGCCAGAGUUGGUUAGUUCAGCCCCCCAGCAUGCUGAAGUGGACGGGGGCACCUCUGCUGCAGGGGCCACUGGUGCUGGGCCUUCUGCCGGGCCCUCACCUUCGCCCAGCUGCCCCGCGGAAGCGCCCCCAGCCUACACCCCCCAGGCUGCCGAGGGUCAUUACACUGUUUCCUAUGGGACAGACUCGGGGGAGUUUUCAUCGGUGGGAGAAGACUUCUACAGGAACCAUACCCAGCCGCCCCCUCUCGAGACCUUGGGGCUCGACGCAGACGAACUGAUUUUGAUACCAAAUGGUGUGCAGAUCUUUUUUGUAAACCCUGCGGGAGAGGUUAGUGCUCCGUCAUACCCUGGGUACCUGCGCAUCGUGAGGUUCCUGGACAAUUCUCUGGAUACGGUUCUGAACCGCCCUCCUGGGUUUCUUCAGGUGUGUGACUGGCUGUACCCUCUGGUUCCCGAUAGAUCACCGGUUCUCAAGUGCACCGUGGGAGCCUACAUGUUUCCAGACACCAUGUUACAAGCGGCGGGGUGCUUUGUGGGGGUGGUUCUGUCAUCUGAGCCCCCAGAAGAUGACAGGGAGCUGUUUGAGGAUCUGCUGAGGCAGAUGUCUGACCUUCGGCUCCAGGCAAACUGGAAUAGAGCAGAAGGAGAAGAUGAAUUCCAAAUCCCUGGGAGAGCAAGUCACCCCUCUGAGCCACGGAAGGAAGCUUCUGGCACCGAUGUCAGGCAUUCGGGUUCUUCAGGUUCUUCACUAGACCAAGGCAGCAAGGAUGCACGCCAUAAAGGAAAGCGUGGGAAAAAGACUAAAGAUACUUCAAGUGAAGAAGUUAAUUUGAGUCAGAUCGUGCCCUGUGAGCCACGUUCAGAAGAAAAAGCCAAAGAACUACCUGAAUGGAGUGAGAAGGUGGCCCACAACAUUCUGUCAGGUGCUUCCUGGGUGAGCUGGGGUUUAGUCAAAGGUGCUGAAUUUACUGGUAAAGCAAUCCAAAAAGGUGCUUCUAAACUCCGAGAGCGCAUUCAACCAGAGGAGAAACCCGUGGAAGUGAGUCCGGCUGUCACCAAGGGCCUCUACAUAGCGAAGCAGGCAACUGGAGGGGCAGCCAAGGUCAGCCAGUUCCUGGUUGAUGGCGUCUGCACGGUAGCAAAUUGCUUUGGCAAAGAGCUCGCCCCACAUGUCAAGAAGCAUGGAAGCAAACUCGUUCCGGAGUCUCUCAAGAGAGACAAAGACGGGAAAUCCACUCUGGAUGGCGCCAUGGUCGUGGCAGCAAGUAGUGUUCAAGGAUUUUCAACUGUCUGGCAGGGCUUGGAGUGUGCGGCUAAAUGCAUCGUCAACAAUGUGUCUGCAGAAACCGUACAAACUGUCAGAUACAAGUACGGGCACAAUGCAGGAGAGGCUACACACCACGCAGUGGACUCCGCUCUCAACGUCGGCCUCACUGCCUACAAUAUCGACAACAUCGGCCUCAAAGCCAUCGUGAAGAAGACUGCCAAGCAGACGGGACACACUCUCCUGGAGGACUAUCAGAUCAUCGACAGCUCGCAGAAGGAAGGCCGAGGAGGAGCAGCAAGCACAGACGUGAGAAGAAACAUGGAAAAGCGGACGGAGGAAGAGGAGGAGGAGGAGAAGAAGAAAGGGGCAAAGAAGAAAGAUAAAUAACCAGAGUUCUGGGAGUGACCUACACCAAAGCCUUACAGAUGGACGAAUGUGAACAGCAGAUGUGGAUUCUCCACACAAGGACCAGUGCUUUCAGUGUGUUCAUUGCUACAGAGUGACUGUCGGAAGUUUGGGGCAUGUAUCCACUUAACAAGAAAAAUAAUCAGUAUUCUUACAUCUGGUUCUAGAAAUAUGCAGUUUAUAGUCUCAAUACAUUUAUUUUCCCUUAAAUGUGGCUAAACUAUUUUUGCAGUUAAAAUAAAGCUUAUAAUAUAUGUAACUUAAACCUAAUGUCAAUCUAUUUUUAUAUGUGCUAGCCUUCAGAAAGCAAAGUAGGAAACCUAUACAUACGAUUUCACAGCCACAUGAAUUCUGUUUAUGCUGAGAAAGAAUGACUUAAUGACUUAAAAAAAAAGACUCCUCUUUUUUGCACUAAUUGUGGAUCUUUGAGAUACCCAAAAGAAUUUUCAGCAUAUAAGCUAAAUGAAACCAUGAUAUCAAAGAGUGAUCUCAGAUAACAUUGUAGAAGGCUUUCUUAUGCAGGAAAGAGCCUGGCCAUGAGAGUGUCAUGAACUUCUGUAAUGUUAUCUCUUAUUUGCUAGAUCUCCUACCUACUGGGAACCAAAAUGGCCUUUUGAUUUAAACUGAAGAAAAUGCUUCUUCCUGUCUUUAGGAUUGAGAGUAGGUCAUUUGUCGAUAGAGUGAUUUUCAUUAAUUCUUUGAGAAUUUUGUACAUGCAUGAAAUAUGUUUUGAUUAUAUUCUCUCCCUAACUCCUCCCAGGUCCACCCUUCACCUCUCCUCCCAACUUCAUGUUCUUAUGUUUUAAACAACCCAUGAGUAGUCUGUCUGUGCUGCUCACAUGCUCAUGGGGUGUGGGGUACUCCCCUGGAGCAUGGUUUAUCUCCAGGGACCACACCCCUAAAGAAACUGACUCUCCCUCCCCAGAAGCCAUAACUGUCAAUGGCUCCUUGGCUAGGGCUUGUGAGACGCUUCCCAUUCCAUGCUGGGAUGUUGACUAGUUUGUCUUGUGGAGGCGGCCUCAGUUGCUGUCAGUUUGUGGGUACAUAGGGUCCUGUCACAUCCAGAAGAUGUCAGUUCAUCCAGUAUUCCUGGACGUCUGAUUCAUUCACAGCCUUGCCCCAUGUUCCCCGAGCCUUGUGGGGAGGGGUGUGGUAUAGACUAGGAAAUUUUGAAGUAUGAUUGAUAUUCUAUUAAAAUUUGAAAUGGUUGUUAUUGGCUUUAAGGAAUCACUUGUCCAUGUCUGCAUCUGUAAAUUUCUCCUAAAUUUGCAGAAAAUAAAACAUAAACAUUGCAUUUAUUGAUAGUGUAGAUUUUUACUCAGUCAUUAGAGUUUAUACUAAAAGCCAGUAAGUGAUUUAAAAGGGAGGAACCUGUUCAUAUCAAGGUAAAGAAUAUGGAAUCCUUUAGUGGGUAGUCCCCACUUCCACAGAAGGCAGGAAAGACGUUUGCUGAUUUUUUUAAAGCUACAAAUAGACAGUAAAAUACUCCAUGAUUAUUUUAAUUUUUGUUGAUUUUUAAAGGUUGAUUUUGGUUUUUAUAGUUAUAGUCUGUUGUAAUCAUUUCUGAACCUGUAGUUGACUAACUUACAGAUUUCAUUUGAAAUUGGUUAAUGAAUGUGCUUUGAGAAUAAAAUGGUCUCUGAA
Peromyscus maniculatus bairdii (prairie deer mouse) is the source of this 6502-nucleotide messenger RNA. RefSeq names its product spartin (gene Spart). The record is from RefSeq and is a predicted model, not a curated record. Gene Ontology annotation, cellular component: plasma membrane. Gene Ontology annotation, biological process: cell division; negative regulation of BMP signaling pathway. Lineage: Eukaryota; Metazoa; Chordata; Mammalia; Rodentia; Cricetidae.